UUCGGAAUCAGACGUAAAUUCAGUUUCUUUUGUUUUAAUUGGAAUUAGUUAAAAGUUUUGUGAUUUGUGACUUUGUGAUAUACAUUGUAUAUGUCAACAACAUUUAUGUCUUUUAUGACAUUAUAUAGCGUAUAGACGCUGAUUUUGCGUAUAGACGCAUUUUAGAAAAACUGUAUAUACAGUAAAAAUGAGUGUAAACUCGGAGUGUCAGCCUGUUGAAAAGUCCCUCAGUGAACAAAAAGAUGAGGGAGGGAAAGAGAAUGCAUCGAUCAUCAAUAUGAUGAAAGAAAUGCAAAAGAACAUUUUGUCACUUACAACUACUGUGAGCGAAUUACAAGAGAACAAGGGAACGAAGCGCAAGAUCCAGGAAUCGGAUGAAAAACCUUGUACAUCUAAGUCGCGCGUAGAAUUAAGUGACGUUUCUGAUGAAGAGAGAGACGAGUUUGAUGACAUUUUAAACGAGACAAAUGAAGACAUGGACACUGAUUGUGACCAUUUGCUUGAUGAGCUGGCCGAAUGUUUUGGCUCAGAGGAUAAGUGUGGCGAAGCAAUACACGAAAAACUCGCCAAAGUAACAAAAGAUGGCGUUCGAACGGUAGUAGACUCUGACAAAAUAAAGGAAGUGAGCGACAAAUAUAACCGACCUAAAAAUGUGCAGAAUCUUGUCACUCCAAAAUUAAAUGAGGAAAUCCGAGCUCAUUUGAGCCGCAAAGUCCGAGGCCAAGACAUUCGGAUACAAAGAACCCAGACACUUGUCGGAAAAGCCAUUGUCCCGCAAUUACAACAAAUUAAUUUGCUGCUAAAUGCAAAACAAAAAGGAGAGACACCCUCCAUGAAAGAGCUCACUACCUUAGCAAUGGACAGUCUGAAACUUAUGACUUAUGUCUAUUGUGACCUGUCAAACAGGAGAAGAGAACUAAUCAUUCAACCCGAGAAGAACGAAGAGUUCCGGGCAUUGUGUUCUAACGAAUAUCCGGUCACCGACAAGUUAUUUGGUGACGACCUUGGUAAAAAAGUUGAGGACAUUUUAAAGGCCAACAAAGUGGGAUCCAAAAUAUCGGGAUUUAACAAGUUUGACAAGCGCGGAAAUCAUAACCGCAAACAGCAUGGACACAUGCAGAAAUCAUCCAAUUAUGGAAACUACAAGGCCAAUAAUUUUUUAGGCCAACGCUGGGGAUCAAACUACAAAAAGAGAACGGCUCCAGCCAACAAACAGAGGAAGCAAUAGCUCCUACAGAACAUGCAGAUAGAAAUUUUGAUAGGGACUGUUCUUCAAAACAUAAUGACCGACAGAGCGGAGGCGAUAUUAAUUGCGCCAAUAUGGCCGACCCAGCAUUGGUUCCCGCGCCUACUGCAAUUAAUAUGCAUGGACAGCUACCUGCUACCUCACAAUCACAAUCUUCUGUUAAUGCCGGGAAAGCCCCAAAAGCGCCACCCGCUGCGGAAAAUGAGACUUGGCGUCUUCCGUGUGUCAGGGAAUCUUUCCAAAGUAGAGGAUUAUCAAAUGAAACUCAAGCCAUUUUGCUAUCUUCCUGGCGAGAAUCAACUCAAAAACAGUAUAGGACGUAUAUCAAAAAAUGGGUGUCAUUUUGUAAUCAAAGAGAAAUUAAUAUUUUUGAAACAACUGUAAAUAAUGUUUUAUCCUUUUUAACAGAUUUGUUUAAUUCAGGAAUUGGUUAUAGUUGUUUAAAUAG
Molecule: messenger RNA, 1694 nt
Organism: Saccostrea cuccullata (small rock oyster)
Lineage: Eukaryota; Metazoa; Mollusca; Bivalvia; Ostreida; Ostreidae
Exons: 2
Coding region: 188-1228 (346 amino acids)
Source: RefSeq, a predicted model, not a curated record